AUGGCCCGUCAAGUCAGUGUCAAUGAUAUCCAGGUGGCGAUUUUCUUGGCUCUUCAAGUAGAGGUGAAUGCUAUGGAUAGGAUGCUGGACGAAAGAGUCACAAUCAACCCAAACCAAGACAUUCUCUCACCCUGGGCGAGGGCACAUAUAUCGAACAAGUGUAUACCUGGACGGAUCGGCGAUAUCUAUGUUGUGCUUGUCCCAUUACCUAGGAUGGGGACAGAGCCGGCUGCCUCCGCCGCAACGACCUGCCGCCAUAUUUUCCCUCGUGUCGAGCUCGCCUUGGUAGUAGGUGUCUGCGGCGCUGUUCCAUCCUACCGAGGACGAGAUGGUACAAAUAGAGCAAUUGGACUUGGCGAUGUUGUCAUCAGCGAAGGCUUUGAACAGUACAACCUGGGGAGUUCUACUCCCGAGGGAUUCCAAAGAAAAGGCGGCCCAUUAUACGGGCUGCCACAGCCGAACCAAGAGCUUCGCUCGUUCAUCGCCAAGCUGAGAACGCCACGGGAGGUCGCCGAGGUGCAAGAGCAGAUAGCGGAUGGGCGCACUAUUUGCAGAUAUAAGAAAGGGCGCUUCGCUGGAGACAGCACGACAGCGACAGCGACAACAGCAAAGAUUCCGUGGCACCAGUUCAUCGGUCGGAGCUUUGCACAUGUGCAGUCCGGAUAUCGAUCCGCAGAGGCCGCCAUUCAUUUCGGACUCGUUGCGUCCGGCAACACCGUUAUCAAGCACGCAGGGUAUCGCGACAAUUUGGCUAAAGAGAUCGGAGCUAUCGCUUUUGAGAUGGAGGGUGCCGGAGUCUGCACGGUGUUCGAAGGCACCACCCUCAUUAUCAAGGCUGUCUGCGAUUACGCUGACGCCCACAAGGCGAAAGAGUGGCAGCCACGCGCAGCACUCACUGCAGCGAUUUGUGUCAAGUCCAUAUUAACAAGCCACUGGUCGCCUACGAGGUUGAUCCCAAGACGUGGCUUGAAGGCAUAUUGUACAGCGAGCAAUGCUUCAGAAUAUGCGGGUAUUAUUGGUUACUUGGAGGACACUACGGAUCCCACUUUCAAAAAGGUGAGUUUUCCUGACUUGUACAAUCCAAGCCAUUGUUGA
Messenger RNA from [Torrubiella] hemipterigena, 1095 nucleotides. NCBI's taxonomy places the organism in Eukaryota, Fungi, Ascomycota, Sordariomycetes, Hypocreales, Clavicipitaceae. The record is from the annotation of a GenBank genome assembly.